AUGAUAGUGAUAACGGACGAUGAUGAUAGUUUAAUGAGUAUGAGGGCUCUCGAGCAAGGAGCCACUCUCUGUGUCCAAAAGCCUGCCACGAUACAGGUCACAGACCACCUUUGGCAGCACGUGCUUUGGGAGAAGACCUCGAGACGUGAAAUGAAAAAGAAAAAUGAUCAAGAGGCAAAUACAACGCAUGCCAAAAGGAGUUCGGAAAAAAAUCAGCAGCUGACCGAUUUUGUGGGCUCCAAAAGGAAGCAAUGGACCCAAUGGACAACCGAACUUCACGGGAAAUUCGUGCAGGCUGUCACUCAACUCGGGCCAGGGAAAUGCUUUCCGAAAGAAAUUCACGAGCUGAUGAAUGUGCCGGGCCUCACAAGAAUGCAGAUCGGGAGUCAUCUUCAGAUUUGCCGCAAUGGAAAAUGGCGGCAAAAAUCAAGGGAGGGAAGCGUGCAGCAAGAUAAUGCCGAACCAAACGAUAAAAAGCCAAGGUACGGGCACAUGCCUCGUUUAUCCACUGAGCCCGAGCUCCACCAAGGAACAAAUGAAGAACCUCAAGAGGCAAAUCAAGAACAUCAAGAACCAAAUCAGACAGAGUUUGCAACUAUCGUCUCCGAGGUUCCGUCUAACCCAAGAGACGACGACGCCAUUGAUAACGACCCUCUUGAUGAAUUCGCUGACUUGGAGGAAAUUAUCAAAUACUUCACUGAUUUAUAA
This is a messenger RNA of Striga hermonthica, 708 nucleotides long. NCBI's taxonomy places the organism in Eukaryota, Viridiplantae, Streptophyta, Magnoliopsida, Lamiales, Orobanchaceae. The record is from the annotation of a GenBank genome assembly.